Messenger RNA from Lathyrus oleraceus (garden pea), 621 nucleotides. RefSeq lists its product as uncharacterized. The transcript is spliced from 2 exons. Lineage: Eukaryota; Viridiplantae; Streptophyta; Magnoliopsida; Fabales; Fabaceae. The coding region runs from base 1 to 621 and encodes 206 amino acids. The record is from RefSeq and is a predicted model, not a curated record.
AUGACAAAUUCACGUGAGCAUAAUAAUGUUAACACUGUGAUGACCAGAAGUAGUAAGUCUACUGAGGAACUAGAAGAAAACAAUGCGGAAGAAGAUGGGUUGUUGGAACUCGAUUUAGAAAUCAAAGAAACAAAGAAAAUAGAGGAGGAGGUUGUGAUAAUGCCUAUAAAGGAGAAAGAAAAAGCUGCCAAGCCAAUCAUCAAACUCCCUUAUCCUCCGAGACAAAAGAAGAAAGACCAACAUGAAAAGAAUUUUGAGAAGUUUUUAGAAAUUGCUAUUCUUCAAGGUAUGAAAAUUCCUGUGAAAAAGAAAGAUAGAGGUUAUGUUAGUAUUCCAUGCACUAUUGGUGAUCGAAAAUUCAAGAAGGCUCUGAUUGACUUGGGAGCUAGUGUGAGCUUGAUGCCGCUAUCCAUUUAUAAAAAAAUGGGCCUUGGCACCGUUCAAGACACUAGGAUGACCCUUCAGUUUGCUGAUCGCUUAGUUAGGCGACCAUAUAGAAUUAUGGAAGAUGUUCUGGUAAAGAUAGAUAAAUUUGUGUUUCCAGUUGACUUUGUCAUUCUUGAGAUGCCUGAAGACGAGGAGAUCCCUCUCAUAUUGGGCCGACCAUUUUUAGAGAUAUGA